GCGCAGAAGUGGGUGUGUCCGGGGCGGGGGCGCGCAGGUCCCCGAAGGUGCGACCGUCCCGGGCCCUGGGUGCCCGGGCGCCGGUGGAGAGGUCAGGCUGGCGGGGCAUCGGCCCGCGACGGCGGGUCAUGGCGGCGGGCGGCAGGCUGGAGGACGGUUCCUUGGAGAUCCUUCAAAGUAUGGAUGAUGACCCGCUUCUGGACACCCAGCCUCUCCCACACCACUCCUUACAGGCUCACUUUAGACCCAGAUUCCACCCUCUUCCUACCGUCAUCAUAGCGAAUCUGCUGUUGUUUAUACAUGUUGUGUUUGUUACUUUGGCGUUUUUAACAGGCGUGCUGUGUUCGUAUCCUAAUCCGAAUGAAGACAAGUGCCCAGAAAACUACACCAGCCCACUGAAAGUUCAGACAGUCGUCAUCCUUGGGAAAGUUAGCCUGUGGAUUCUGCAUGUGCUUCUUGACCGCUACAUCCACUAUCACCACAGCAAAGUCAGAAGCCGCGGCUAUUCCCAGAUCUACCGGUCUACGAGGCGUCUCAAAACACUCCCCCUCAUGGUCCACUCUUCUGGCAACACGGCACUGCUCCUCCUCCUCUGCGUACAGCAUUCCUUCCCUGAGCCCGGCAGGCUGUACCUGGAGCUGAUGCUGGCCGUCCUGGCCCUGGAGCUGAUCUGCUCCCUGAGCUGUCUGCUGCUGUAUGCAGUGAAAGUUAGGAGAUUCAAUAGAGCCAAGCCACAGCCUGACGUACUUGAAGAAGAAAAAAUCUCUGCUUACCCCAGCAGUGCGGCCUCUGAGACCGGCUUCAGGACUAUAUCACACCUAGAAGAAAUUGUUGAAAAGCAAGGAGACAUAAUAGCAUAUCUGAAGCGACACAAUGCCCUCCUGAGUAAGCGGUUGCUGGAACUGGCCUCUCAGCCAGCUAGAACAUGAGAGGCUCCUGGGCACGACAGCUGAGGAGUCCACGUCACUUCAGACCACCCGGCUGCCACGGACGGGACCUGCAGCCUUUGCCGAAGUCGCAGUGUGUGCUGGGAACGUGAGCCCCUGGGUGGUUAAAGCAGUCUGGAAAACUUGAGAAUGUUUUGCAUUGUUUGAAGUAAUUUAACUUCUUGACUUUUCUGGAAUCCAAGCUAUGGUUUAAGAACCCUGGAAUAAUUUGGCUGUUUGUAAAGCAAGUGUGACUUGACAAUCUGCUGUAAACGUGGUUUCAAAACUAGUGAGAUCUUGCCACAAUUAAGCUGCUGAGAGAAGGCAUUAUUUCCUGUGGUUGAUGUUUGCUUCUGAAGAGGCCCCCAUGCAUUUUAUAUGUGUGUGGGCAUCUUGGACGAGAGAAAAGUCAGAUAACUGGGUUUUUGUUUGCUUGCUUAUUUUCAGGUGCUGGGGAUCAAACCCAGAUGCCUCACACAUAAUAAGCAAAUGCUCUGCCACUAAGUCAGCUUUUACAAAGAAUUUCCUUCAGCCAGUCGUGGUGACUCACACCUGUAAUCCCAGCACCUGAAGAGCUGAGGCAGGGGCAUCACCACUAGCUUGAGGUCGGUCCAUUGCCCAGUCCAUAGAAUGAGACCUUGCUCCAAAAGCACAAAACAGUUUCCUCCUUAUAGGACCCAUCUCACAGGACAUACGCUGUGCCAUUUCUGCAGUGUGUUGUCGAGAAAUAGAAUGCCAAGAACUCCUGGGGCAAUGGGAGCCCAAGUGGUGACGUGGUGACACCUGUAACACGGUGAGACCUUCCAUGGGCCAGAGUUGAGAGACUCGGGAAAUAAUCUGCUGCUUUCACUUGAGUUUGCCCUUCCUCAAGGAGUUGCCAUGUAUCUCUCUCUUACACUGUGAUUUAACCAGUCGUUUAAUUAGCUGAGUGUGGUGGCUCAGACCUGUCAUCCUACUCCUUGCGAGGCAGACAUAGGAAGGUCAAGACUGACCAGGUCCACAGAAUGAGUUUCAGGCCAGCCGGGGCUGCAAAGAGAUCCCAUCCCCCGUAAACAAACAAACAAACAAACAAAUAAAUAAAUAAAUAAAUAAAUAAAUAAAUAAAAAUGUGUUACAGUAGAGGAAUAAGACCGUCUGUGGGUUACAUUUGACCAAAUGGUGCUGGUGAAAUGGCUCUGUAGGAAAAGUACUAGUUAUACAAGCCUGGUGACCUGAGUUUGGUCCCAGGAACCGUUGGUGGAGGAGAAGCCAAUCCUGAAAGUUGUCCUCUGGCCUUUAAACUCUCAACAAGACGCUCUUGUGUGUGCACCGACACAUGUCACACGCACACCACACAAAUACACACAAUACUACAGUUUUUCAUUGUCCAAAUAGGAAAAAGAUUCUUGUUGGUCUUGGAUUAUAGUUCAGAAUUGUGAUGGGAUUCAAAUGUCAAGUCGAUUUCUCUCUAGGUAUUAUUAAACAGAUUAAUUCCUGCAAUAAAAAUGAAGUGUUUUCAUGUGGCAAUACUUCUCCUAGAGCUCCUUUUGAUCAAUUGGUACCUUUGUUUUUGGUUUUUGAGAUAGGACCUCAUGUCACUAGGGCUGGCCUUGGAAUCUCUUGCUUCCAUCUCCCAGUUAGUGAGAUCAUGAGUGUCAGGUCUCUCUGCCUAAAAUUAGAAAGACUUUUCCCUGAGGGCUUAUGAGUGUGAUCUCUGUUCUGCAGGUUGCAGUCUGUAGCCCUGCAGAAUUAUAACAUAAUUAUAUCGGGAUAUGAUGGAUGCAACCUAAUAGGCAAGGACUGCAUUCAAUCCUACAAACUCUUGCUUGUGAACAGUAAAUUCCUGUUUCCUUUAGAUACAGCCACUGCAGGGGCAUUCUAGAAGUUUUCCUGCCCCAAGAUAAACAUAUACAUGCCUUCUGCCAGUAAUAUGGUGGAGUCCCCAAACAGUAGUAACAUUCACAUAUUGAAACCACAUCAUACUUAACAGUUGUCAGGGGCUGGAAAGAUGGCUCAGUGGGCAGGUACGCAGACGGAGCCUGCAGAAGAUGGAGUUCAGUUCCCAGACCCAGCUUGCCGUUCCUUUUGACUAUGAAUGAAAUUGGUGCCUAUCCCAGAUCUGUGACCUUUCAUAACUCUCUUGUGACAUGAACCCCAAAUCCUUUGCUCAUCCUUCUCCUGGGAUACUCUUGUGAUUUUUUUUUGUUGUUGUUGUUGUUGUUGUUGUUCUUAAGGCAAGGUCUCAGGUAGCCCAGGCUGGCCUCGAACUCCCUCUGUACUCAUGAAUGACCUUGAACUUGUGAUCCUUCUCCCUGCAUCUCUCACGUGCUGCGAUUGCGGGCGUCCCUGUCUCUGUCCCCUUUGUGGAAUAGGAAUUGAGCUCUGUCCUUCGUGCAUGCCACCAGCCGAGCUGUAUCUCCAGCUCCUUUGUUCUUCUCCCUUUUUUGUAAAUCUUUAACAUGCUUAUUUUUAAUUUAAUGACUUUAAUAAAAUUAUUGUAUAGUGUACCUACACAGAAUAGAACUCCUUAAAAUAUACAUUUUUUUAUUAAAUCUUAUUCUUUUUCUUUUAAA
Messenger RNA from Peromyscus maniculatus bairdii (prairie deer mouse), 3478 nucleotides. It is a transcript of the gene Tmem192, whose product is annotated as transmembrane protein 192. Lineage: Eukaryota; Metazoa; Chordata; Mammalia; Rodentia; Cricetidae. Gene Ontology annotation, cellular component: lysosomal membrane; late endosome. The record is from RefSeq and is a predicted model, not a curated record.